UCAGGAGUAAUUCCCUCAGUAUGCGGAAUACUACAGAUAAUAAUGAGCUAAAUAGACGAUCUUCACAAUCGGAAGUGGUCAUAGAUGGAGAUGUAGUCAUUAAAAAUGGAGAACAGAGAUCAAGAUCAAAUAGUACCUAUUCAGCUGAUUUAGAAACGGCAAUUACAAAAACUGGAUGCGGAAAGUUCAGCAUUGCUCUGAUGCUGCUCACAUUUCCUGCUGCAUGCACCCUUGGGUUCGAUACAGCUUCCAUGUCAUUUAUUAUACCAGCAGCAUCAGUGGAUCUGGGCCUCAAACCUUCAGAAAGGGCUCUUCUUCAAUCAUCGUGCUAUGCAGGUAUCAUAUCAGGUGGAAUUUUGUGGGGCUUCAUGUCUGAUGCUUUUGGCAGGAAGAAGUUUAUGGUCAUCGGUUUUCUCAUCAAUGCACUUAUGAACAUUCUGAUAGGAGCAUUCCGUAUCGUUCCGCUAAUGAUAGUCUUCAAGUACCUAGCUGGUUUCACAAUAUCUGGUUCAUAUCCAAUCUUUUCUACAUACAUCGCAGAAAUAUUUCCAAUAAAGAGAAGAGAUAUAAUUAUUAUGUCAUUAGGGUUCCACGCAUCAAUCGGCCAAAUAAUACAAUCAAGCCUAGCGAUGUGGAUAAUGCCGAUUGAUGUGCCUAGUGAAAUACCCUUCAAAUCUUGGCAGCUCUUUCAGAUGGCUUGCUGUCUACCUGCGCUUAUCAGUGGUAUUAGCUGUAUCUUUUUCGUUGAAUCCCCAAAAUUUUUGGCUGACAAAGGGAAUCACGAAGGCGCUCUCAAAGUAUGCCAGACUAUAUAUUCCAUUAACACCGGUAACCUAUCUACUAGUUAUCCGGUAAAGAGACUGAAUCAUGAGAGCAGAAAAAUUGAGAAUAAAUCUAAUCUAUCAAAGUUUUUAGAAGGAAUAGAUGUCUUAAGACCUCCUUUUGUCCAGAAGGCAGUGGUAGUAUUCUUACUUUACCUGGGGUUCAUUGUUUCUUACAAUAUUUUGCGACUAUGGCUACCAGACAUGCUAACAUUGAUCAGCUCAUCCAAGUUGAAUCCAAACCAAGGACUAUGCCCUCUUCUGCAAGAAGGUGAAUUAAGAAGAAGAAUGUUAACAUCAUCAGAAGAUUUGAAUGACGAGAAAGUAUAUUCCCAAAUGAUCUGGGUUAAUGUUGUUGGUCUGAUUGGGCAGAUACUUUUCUUAUUACUUAUAAGGUAUAUUGGAAAGAAAAUAAUGCAAUUUAGCUGUACCUUGAUGGCCGCAAUAUGUUCGCUGAUUAUGCUAUAUAUUAGUGCUGAUUAUGUAAUGAUUGUAGCCUCAAUUUAUAUGGCUUUAUAUGAAAUUUGCGUAUAUAGCACCUUAAACAUUGCAUUAGAAAUAUUUCCAACAAGAAUCAGAGCAAGUAGUAUUGGUAUUAUGAUGUUAAUUGGGAAAUCAGGGACUUUCACUAUGAACUUUUUAAUGGCAACCCUUGGCUAUACUUAUUGUAUAUAUUUAUUUUAUGGAAUAGCAUUGUUUUCAAUAAUAAUGGCAGGGCUAACAUUGCUAAUUCCAAAGAAACCGCUAGAAGAUAAACUUUGCAACCCUUCGAAAGGAAAUUGAAAAUAUGACGCUUGGGACAUCCAGACUCCCACUGUUCAAAAACACCAAAAUUCUAAACUGUUUCAGUUUUGGAAAACUUCAGCAAUAUUUUUACCAAAUUUAAUUUGAAAAAGUAAAGAUGAAAAAAAUAGUUGAUGUAAGAGACAGUAAAAGUCUUUUCUUAAGUAAUAAAUUAACUUUAAAAUGGUUAAUUUAAUAGGUGAUGUUAUUAGCAAUUAUAACUUCCAUGUUACUUACAUAUUUUUCUAUUUGCCAUAUUUCUUUACAUUGAUAAAUGUUUUCCCAUCAUCAGAAACAUUUUCAUUAUUCUUGGAUCCUUCUUUACGAUUCAAGUUAACAGGUUAUCUAUGAAUUUGAGUUCUAUGAAGUUUUACAUAUUGUUCGAUCAUUCUUAAUUUAUUGUCCUUGAUGUUAAACCAUUGAUUCUGCCACUACAGCCAUCCCUUUUUACUGAUCCAAGAUAUUAAAUAGUUGCAACCAGUUACUGAAAAGACUUGCCCAUUUUUUAUUGCUAGUCUUGCCUGUGUAUCUGUCAUUUCAUUUCCAGCAAUUCCACUGUGACCAUUUAGCCCAAAAAACAAUACCAUACAACCUGUGUCUUUCAAUGUUUUCAAAUAUAGUUUUAUUUCUGCAAUUAGAGGCUGUGUAAUAAAGGGGUCUAGUAGAGAUUGCAGGGCAGAUUUGGUGUCAGAAAAAAUAACUGAACAAGGGUAAUUUGGAAUUAUAUUCCUAACAGUGUGGUUGAUUUCUAAAAGUUCUGCAGUGUACACUGAGGAGAGUGUUUGCAAUGAAAAUAAGUAUAUGUGAUUGCCAGAUAUAACAGCUAACAGUUAACAGAUUAAUUAAUAAUACAUUGUUAAAUUUUAUAGUUGAAUAAAUUCAGAGUGCAAUGGUAUUAGCUUACCAUAGUAUAAAAAAUUACAUUGCAAUUUCAACUUUAAGAGUUCAUAAAUAAUAGACACUGAACUGAAAAUAAUAACAAAAAAUUACUAGAAGCCACAUAUAUAUUUUUUAUUUUUUUGUUCAUUCGAUCUAUACAUCUGCUUUUUGGCCUUCCAUGUGUUUUUUUUGCCUUCUAUUUGGGCAUCCAUUGUUUUAUAGAGUCUUCCAGAUGGAUUACCAUGAGCUAUAUAUGCCCCGCCUACCUUAACCUCUUGGCCUUCAUUUCGUGAGAUGUUGGUUGAUUAGUUUCUAUAGGCAGCUCUUUAUUGGUCUUUUCCUUUACGUAUUUCUCAGAAUCUCAGAUCGCAGAUCAUGAGGAGGAUUUUUCUCUCAAAUCUUUCAACAAUUUUCUCUUGGGCGCUGGUUAGUGUGGUUUAUUUUCAACUGUUAGUCAUUCAUUGAGGUUACUUUCAAGCGGCUGUAUUUGAAUUGCAUCUAUACGUAUUACCAAAAAUAAUAGUAUAACAGUAAUUAUAAAACAGGCAGCAAAAAUCUUGACACACAUGACGCGGACAGAAUAACCAGAAUUAAAAUAGAAUAAACCAAUUAAACUUCAUUUUAACUAUGAAGGUAUUAAUCCUCCACCCUCUCCCUUCACUCAGGAAAAAACUUGCAUCGUGGAAAAGCUAAAGUUGGAAAAAAAUACUACAAAAAGAAACAAACAAAUUUAUGAUGAGGAUCAAGAUGUCAAAAUACAAACAGAAAAAGAGUAGAUAUAUAAUUAAUGCAUUCUGUGCCCGAAAGAAAAAUAUAGAGAGGAAUUUGGUGAAAGAGAACUUUCCACUUUCAACAGCUAAGUUUUUGGAAAGCUGGGAGUGGAAAAGAGCCAUCUGCAGAUAAUGGCAGAAUUUAUUAUUUUAAGACUCAUUAGGAAUUUCGCAUCAUCAUCUGUAUUAAUUCCACUCACUUUGUUAUGAGCUCUACGGCUAGCUGGGAGAAGGAAAAAAAUGUGGAGAAAAUUAUAUUAAUUAAUAAAUAAAUUAUAACAUUUGGUACAUUGGAUGAUAGGGCCGCGAAACUUUAUCCUUUUUGUUCUCUCUCAUUACACAUUAUUUAUUCGGCCUGAUCGGUAUACUGGGCCAUUUAGCAGCUGUACAGUGUUGUACUUCCCUCUCUGAUGACAGAAAAACAUUUCUAGAAGGACUAAACAAAUUUUGAAAAAAUGUGAUAAAUGAAAAAUAAACAAGCCACAAGGAAGUUAUCAUUUUUAACUUCAUCUGAGUAACGAAAACUUUCCAACAAAAAAAUAAAACAAGAUGAAAUUAAGGUUAAUAGUCCGUGAUACACAUCCCUUUUUAUCGAAUUAUUAACAUCCGCCUGAAACUUCUUAAAUAGUUUCAUCUCAUUGUAACCUACAACUAUUUUAUUUAUGGAAACUCUUGGAAUUGGGGCGUUUUCAAUCUGAAGAGGGGCAAACUUUGUCUAUUUAAUUAGGUACUAAAAACACCUAAAUACACAUUUGCUUUCUAUUUGGAUCACAAGAUAAUUUGAUCACAAAAUAGAUAAAAAAGGAUGCCUACAAAAAUAUUGGGCCAUUUGUUCUAUAUAACCUCGUUAUUUUGACAAUUUGGGGAUGUAGGUCACACCAAAUGGUACACUAUAUUUUUGAAGGCCACCUUUUUUUCUCAAAUUUGUGGUCAAAUUAUCUUACGAUCCAAGUAGAAAACAAAUGUGUAUUUACGAGUUUUUAGUACCUAAUUAAAUAUACAAAGUUUGCCCCUCUCCAGACUGAAAACACCCCAAUUCCAAGAGUUUUCAUAAAUAAAAUA
Molecule: messenger RNA, 4315 nt
Organism: Nezara viridula (southern green stink bug)
Lineage: Eukaryota; Metazoa; Arthropoda; Insecta; Hemiptera; Pentatomidae
Source: the annotation of a GenBank genome assembly